AUGCAGUCCUCAAACGAUGGCACCUCCAAGCGUACAGCGCGUGCCUGUGAUUCCUGCUACAAGCGCAAGAUCAAAUGCGAUGCCGCCAAACCCAAGUGCAACUGGUGUGGCCACCAUGGUCUCCCCUGCACAUUCGACCGAGUAACUCAGCGCAAGCGCAAAAUUCAGGACGAGGCCGGUCGGCCACGAGCCGCUCGACUAUCCGAGCGUAUCAGCCGCAUUGAACAGCUUCUUGCCAGCAACAAUCUGUUAGGAGGCUCAGACCGCCCGGACGACGACCACAGAGCCGAAUUGGGGGAAGCUCUGGAUGAUAUGAUCACACCGAGUCCCUCUCCGAGCAACUCUGGCACGAAUGGCCCUCAGUUCUCCCAUUCCGUGGGUGUCCAUUUUGCAGGCCGAGAGCUUGGGGUAAUCAGUCUGCUCACGGGCAUCCCCUUUCUUCUGCCGGAAGGUCAGGAUUGGAUUCAAUCGCGCACCGGACAGGUCCUUGCACACGAAAAGCUCAGUUCUGCGCACCCACCCUGGGAGCGGGAACGCGAUCAGAUCAAUGGGGUCUUGUUGACGAGUUUGACGAACCAAAACCUGCUCGAGCUGCCUGAGAGACGAAUCGUACGGACGUAUCUCGAGGCGUACAAGAAGACCGCUGUUAUGCGACGUGUCUUUCCAGUGAUUGAUCCUGACUUCUUCGAGGUCACUAUGCACAUCGCAUAUCAAGAUUAUCAGAACAGUUCCCGGCAGAUGGGCAGUCGGGCGUGUGUCUUAGCAUUCCUCGCCUUCAUCAGUCGCGUCCCCAUGAUCAACGACUUGAGACUGGAAAUUCCAGUAGACCAUGAGAUAUUGACCUUCAAGGCUCGAUCUCUCAUAACUCAAAUCUUGCACGCCGCUGCCACAUUGGACUCGCUGCAGGCGACGACCAUUCUGAUCCUUUACGAGCUCUGCUCUGGCAACAUGCGUCUCGCCAGUUUCUUGACGGCACUCGCGUCAAGACAAAUAUUCAUGCUUGGUGCACACCUUUCCCAGGACCACCUUACACCGUCAUCCGAUCGCAGUGAGAAACGUCACAAGCAAUUACGAAAUGUAUUUUGGGUUUGCUACGCCGUUGACAAGGACAUCGCCCUUCGCACAGGUGAACCGCCCGUGCUUACCGACCAGAAUUGCGACUUGACCUUGCCAGAAGGGUACAUGAAUCGCGCAGCCCUGAAUCCCGAACGAGAUGACAGUUUCGACGUGGAACCCGUCUUUCCAUAUGAACUUCGAUUGAGUCUCAUCAAAUCCCGGGCUUACAACGAGCUGUACUCUUUCAGCGCCUUGCAGAAGACGGAUGCCGAACUACUCAAGUCCAUUCGUGAAUUGGAUGACGAUCUCGAGGCAUGGCGCUUAUCCAUCCCGUCUGAAUGGCGCCCGACAAUGUCCUUUUCUCAAGAGACGUCCGAUUCCAACAUGAGUAUGCACUCGGUCAUGUUGCGAGUAAACUAUUACUUGUGCAUGAGUAUCAUACAUCAAGCGAGCAGUCGCUGUAAAGCCUGGAUGCAAGGUAGCGGGUUGAUAGAGGGUGUGAGCUCCAGCCUUGCGCUCUCUGUCGAAGCGAGUCGAUCUACACUCUGUUAUAUGGAAGCGGCUGAGCAUGUCCUGUCUCAAGAAGCCAUCUGGAUACUGAUCUUCUAUCCUCUUUCCGCCCUUCUCACCAUCUUCUGCAGCAUCCUUCAGAAUCCACUCGAUCCUCGCUCACGGGGUGAUUUGGACCACCUGAAGACGGCGACAUCUAUGCUGGCGCGUCUUUUCUCCAACGCCAACUCUGAAAAUGACAUUGAGCAUAUGAAAUUGAUCGCUGACUAUGUAGGGGAGCUAAAGCGAUUAGCAGAGUGCGCCAUUGAGAAGGCAUGGCAGGAACACGUCUCUACACCGCGGCUGGGAAACCUGACACUGCAAGAAAGAGCACGUUGA
Molecule: messenger RNA, 1944 nt
Organism: Penicillium diatomitis
Lineage: Eukaryota; Fungi; Ascomycota; Eurotiomycetes; Eurotiales; Aspergillaceae
Product: putative C6 transcription factor
Exons: 6
Coding region: 1-1944 (647 amino acids)
Biological process (GO): regulation of DNA-templated transcription; DNA-templated transcription
Molecular function (GO): DNA-binding transcription factor activity, RNA polymerase II-specific; DNA binding; zinc ion binding
Source: RefSeq, a predicted model, not a curated record